UGCUCUCCAUUCUGACCAAUAGGGUUCCGCUCUAUCACGUGACCCCCACCCAUUUCCGCGCACCGCUGUGACGUAGUGUCGCGCGCGUGUCAAUGUUUAUUCGUCGUUGUUAUGUUACGUGGUGGUUUGUUUUCGAUUUGGAAUGGAUUUAGAAGCGGCGUUUCAAUUAGUAGGAGAAUUUGGCAUACACCAGAAACGGAUGGUCACUAUUUUAAUUUUACUACAGAUUUAUAUGGCAUGCCAGUCGAUGCUUAUAGUGCUGGUUGGAGCUGUACCAAAUUACCGUAUUGAAAAAGGUUCCGACCUGACAAGUGAAGAUGAUCUAAUAAAACAUGUUACAUUCACUGAAGACAUCAGUUCUAUCGUGACAGAGUGGUUCCUGGUUAAGCAUCAAGCUUACAAGGUGAACCUGGCUGGCUCUUUGUUUUUUGCCGGCGUUUUAAUCGGCAAUGUCUUUUUUGGACCACUUUCUGACAGGAUUGGAAGGAGACCGGUGUUUCUUAUAGGUUUGUUUUUUGAGGUGCUGUUUGGUUAUGUCACUGCAUUCGCACCCAGUUAUGAAGUGUUCGCAGUAUCGCGCCUUCUGGUGGGCAUAAUGAAUGGUGGCAUGGGCUUGGUGUGUUUUGUGCUGACCCAGGAGUAUGUGGGGAAGUCGUACUGGGCAUUGACAGGAACCUUCACCAAUAUGACGUUUGCUGUGGGAAUAGCUCUCUUUGCUGCCCUUGGGUAUUAUGUAAGACCAUGGCGUAGUCUUGCAACAGCAGCCAAUUCUCCUGGAGUGCUUUUCUUCCUUUUAUGUGUGACCUUACCUGAGUCCCCACGCUGGCUGUACUCCCAGGGGCUCACAGAGCAGGCUGAGCAGGUGCUGCAGGACAUGGCCUCCCAGAAUGGGAAGGAUAGGGUGGUGGUGAAGCUCAAGAGGUGCAUGGAUCCAGGUGGGCCAGUUUUCACUGGCCCUGGAGUUCUGGCUCUGGUGACCCACUCCAUACUCCGGUGGAGAACUGUGGUACUAAUGUAUGUGUGGUAUGCCUGCAGUCUGGUGUAUUACGGGUUGACAAUGAACGGUAGUGAAAGUACUGGGAACCGCUACUUUCGUGUAGCAAUGUUUGGAUUGGUGGAGCUACCUGCAUACCCUCUUUGUAUGUACUUCAUUAAUAAACAAUGGGCUGGAAGACGGAAAUCGGUUGCAAGUUUUCUAGUCUUUGCAGGAGUUUCCUGUUUAUUGACAACAUGGAUACCAAUUCAUGAAGGGUCAUGGUUUGAUGCUACCACUUUAGCCUUAUUAGGAAAGCUUAUGGUCAGUGCUGCCUUCAACAUUGUCUAUGUUUAUACAUCGGAACUGUAUCCUACGAUUAUCAGAAAUGCCGGACUUGGAAUCUGUUCAAUGUCCUGUCGAUUGGGGGGAAUUUUAGCACCAUUUGUGCCUUCUCUGAGAGGUGUUCACCAGUCCAUGCCCUUCAUGGCAUUUGCCCUCACCGGCAUUUCUGCGGGAUGCCUGGGUCUGAUUCUCCCAGAGACUCUCAACAGGCCCAUCGCAGAGACACUGGAGGAGCUGCAGAACCCUCCUUACCAGCGUAUUCUGGAAAAGGAGGUUUACUUAUUUGAAGAGGACCCCUCAAAACAUAAAGUACCAGAGUAAAAGGGUUCUGAAAGAAAUGGCCCUAUGUAAUUCAACAAAGAUGACAUUCCAAAGAAAGGCAGCUUUGUCUCAAAUCAACAACAGCAAAUUAUUCUAUUUGGAAAUAUCUCUGUUAAGCAAUAUAUGGAUACAGGAGCCCCGAUCUUGGGAGCCUUUGACCUGCUUACUAAUGCUGCCUUUGCAUAAUGAACCGAAUUACUGUGGAUGUUCUUGAUCUGCAGAUUGAAAACAAAUUUAUCUUACGCUCACGUUGUGCCUUUUGAAAAUGUUAUUUCACCUGUAAAUAUCACGAGUUUAAGGUAUAUUAUGACAAUGGUUAUGGUUAUCUGUUGCUAAAAUGGACAAUGCUAUCAUUACUACCAAAGUUCAUAAAAAAUAAAUUUUGUUUUGCAACUGUUUUAACACUUGCUGUUACAUUAUACAUUACAAUGUUUCCCUCUUUUUGAUCUGCUGGUCAGGUCUUUUGCUGCUCAUUAAAAAGAUUUAAAAUUA
Molecule: messenger RNA, 2131 nt
Organism: Paramormyrops kingsleyae
Lineage: Eukaryota; Metazoa; Chordata; Actinopteri; Osteoglossiformes; Mormyridae
Gene: slc22a15
Product: solute carrier family 22 member 15
Biological process (GO): transmembrane transport
Cellular component (GO): membrane
Molecular function (GO): transmembrane transporter activity
Source: RefSeq, a predicted model, not a curated record